This is a messenger RNA of Boleophthalmus pectinirostris (great blue-spotted mudskipper), 5733 nucleotides long. RefSeq names its product poly (ADP-ribose) glycohydrolase a (gene parga). Gene Ontology annotation, cellular component: nucleus; cytoplasm. The record is from RefSeq and is a predicted model, not a curated record. The transcript is spliced from 18 exons. Gene Ontology annotation, biological process: regulation of DNA repair; nucleotide-sugar metabolic process; ATP generation from poly-ADP-D-ribose. Bases 208 to 2379 code for a protein of 723 amino acids. NCBI's taxonomy places the organism in Eukaryota, Metazoa, Chordata, Actinopteri, Gobiiformes, Gobiidae. Gene Ontology annotation, molecular function: poly(ADP-ribose) glycohydrolase activity.
AUUCCCCGUACUGUACUGCAGCUGCAAACCAGAUGGAAGUAAAGCAAUAACAGAACGGUGGAAAAUGCGGCGUUAUCCUGUCUGUAGAAAUAACGGAUUAUAAUAAAACAUGUCAAAUACUCCCCAAGAAGUCUCACAGUGAGCGGUAUGCUUAAACCUGUAGAAACCCAUAGAAAACAUCUUUGAUUAGUCAAUAAAGAAGAAAGGAUGGAUCCUCACACAAGUUGUUUCUAUUUCAGUGUCACCGCUGACGCCAAAACAGACAUUGUAAACCAUACAAUCCCAAACACAAGCCUAACAGUUGUAAAAGAGGGACUCAUGGACUCUCCAAAUGACUUGGUAACAGCUUGCGUACAGAAUGAUGUAGCAUGUGGUCAUUCUCAGUCUUGCAGCAGAAGUCAGACUUGUCCUAAAGGACAGAGAGCAACAAGUGCCAGUUCACCUGUGCCCCAGCCUGGUGCCAGCAGCUGCUCUGUGGGCCACUCACCAAACCCCAAACUCACCUUGUGUCUUAGUAGUAGUCCUUUAAAAGGUGUGAGAACGCCUAAUGAUGUGGAGAUGCUGAGUCCAGACAGCCCGGGGUGUAGAACCCUGCACAGCUCCACAGAUGGGCCUCAUGCAGGCAGUGCUUGUUCAGACGGGUCUGAGUGUCCAAGUUUAGCCAAAGAAAGAGAAGGCCUUGUUUCAAUGGGAACAGACCAGUCACAGAUACCAGUGCACACUGGAUCAACUGGGUCAGCUCAAUUCCUAUGCCAGGCAGACAGUAUAGCCUUUGCUCUGCAUAAUAUGGACCGAGGAUGGCAGGGGACUCCUAUAGAUGAGCUGAACAGAAUGCCUCAGUGCGCUCCUCCUCUGUCUCACCUGAAGGUAGUGCCCAACCACACCAUCACCAUCAGGACAGAUCUGCUUAAAGAAGGUGAACUUCCUGUCCCUUUCCCCACCAAGUUCAAGGACAGCUGGGACGACGUGUCUGUGAAGAUGCCCUGCUCCGACAAAAACCUGUUUCCUAUGGAGACUGAGGAUGGAGGAGGAGUCCAGAGCCGAUGGGAGCUGAUUCACACUGCCCUGCGUGGAGGGUUCAAAAGCAGCCUAGAUGUGAGGGAUGCCAUUCUGAGAUACAACACGGCCCAUGCAAAGAAAUGGGACUUCACUGCCCUGAACCUGCUCUGUACUGAGUAUCUGGAGCACAGUGAGGCUCAGCACCUGUUGGAGGUGGUGCUGCCUGCCAUGGUGGACUUGGCCCUCAGCGCUCCACGUCUCUGCACAAUGCCCAUUCCUUUACUAAAAUCUCGGAUGAACCACUCACUGACGCUGUCUCAGGAGCAGAUCGCCUGCCUGCUGGCCAACGCCUUCUUCUGCACAUUCCCCCGACGCAACUCGCGCAAGUCUGAGUACUGCAACUACCCUGAGAUCAACUUCUAUAGGUUAUUUGAAGGUUCUUCUACACGAAAGAUUGAGAAGUUGAAAACCCUGUUGUGUUAUUUCAAGAGAGUUACCCAAAACAGGCCAAAGGGUCUGGUCACGUUUACAAGACAAACUGUAACUAGUUCCCCAGACUGGGAAAGCUCUCAAAGUCAGCUGACACGUCUACACAUCACCUGUAAGGGGACCAUUGAGGAGGAUGGAUACGGAAUGCUGCAGGUGGACUUCGCAAACAGGUUUGUGGGAGGGGGAGUGACUGGACACGGUCUGGUCCAGGAGGAGAUCCGAUUCGUCAUAAACCCAGAGCUCAUCGUGUCCCGCCUUUUCACCGAAGCUCUGGAGAGCAAUGAGUGCCUCAUCAUCACAGGUACCGAGCAGUAUAGUAAAUAUUCGGGUUAUGCGGAGAGUUACAAGUGGGUGGGCAGUUACAAAGAUGAGACCCCGAGGGACGACUGGCAAAGACGGUGUACUGAGAUAGUUGCCAUUGAUGCGUACAAAUUCAGACAUUUCUUAGAGCAGUUCCUUCCGGAGAAGAUUACAAGAGAACUUAAUAAGGCAUACUGUGGAUUCUUCCGCCACAACGCCAACCGCCAGCAUCUCUCCGCCAUCGCUACGGGCAACUGGGGCUGUGGAGCUUUCGGAGGAGAUACAAGACUAAAAGCUCUUAUUCAGUUGAUGGCUGCAGCUGAGGCUGGGAGGGAUGUGGCGUACUUCACAUUUGGAGACGCACAGCUGAUGAGGGAUGUUCACCAAAUGCACAAGUUCCUCACAGAGAGAUGCGUCGCAGUGGGUCGUGUGUACAGCCUGCUGCUCCAGUACUUCAGUGACGUCUGUAAGAACUGUCGUACCUCCAGACCAGACCGCACCCUGUACAGCUUCAUCUACGAGCAGGUCUCCUCCUCCUCCUCCCACUGCAAAGACCCUGGACACAGCUCCUUCACCUCAGACUCCCAUUAACACCACACGGAUUGUCUGCUCCACACAGCCAGGUUCAAUCAAAACAGUGUUAGAGCGCUACAAUCACUUUCAAGGACACAUAUUAUGCAAAAUAGCUUUUAUUUUAAAGGUGCGUUGUGUAACUUUUCUGGCGGAGGGUCCAUCAAACGCUUUUCUUACCUUUGUAUCUUCAUGGAGACCAAACAAGGUGGAGAAGCAACCGUGCUCACAAUCAGAAUGCCUGUUUUUCUAGGUAUUUUUGAGCUGUAAAGCCAUCUGUAGUUUAAUAAAUGUAAUGUAGAGCUGUUUAAUGUCAUACUGUGGAACCUUCCAGGCAGCAUAGUGACAUAUCCAUGGAAACAAGCAGGUGAUGAACCUCCAACCAAAAAGUUACAUCGUGCACAAUUUUAUGUUGUUGUCUACUCAUCAAAAACAUACCUGGAGUUGAAUUGUAUGUACGUUUCAUUAAUCUAAAGUUAAGUGUUCUCUGAGCUAUCAAAAAAAAGCUCAGUUUGCAUUUUGCCCUGAUUGUUACGUCAUAGUUAAAAUUCCAGACUUCUCCUGUGCAGUUUUUGAGUCCAUAAACCAUCACCAGACUCAUUCUACGGUUAAAUCGUGUUCGCUAAGAGUAUAUAGCUCUGUUGGCACAGCAUUUACGUGGCCUUUGAACUCUUUGAAAUCUUUAUUUUCUUAUUGUUCAUUCGCAUUGCUGACAGCAGAGCGAGCCUCAACACCUACAUACCUCACUGGAAACUGAGGUGUAGUUUAUAAAAUUGUUUUUCCAAAUGCAGACAUUAUUUUAAGUUAGAAAAUGUGAAGUGCUUAUUUAAGGUGACCACAAGUAUUUUGCAUAAUAUGUGUCCUUUAAAUGUAAGUCUGGUUUGGACUGACCGGUACGGUAUUUUAACAUUAGAUCUGUUGGAUUCAUUCAAAACUGAACCAACUGAAAUGAUAUCAUGGAAUUGGUAGCUGGUCCAUCAAAAUGUUCAAUAUUGGUGCCAAUAUCUGACACCUUUAUUGUAUUGGUGCACCCCUAUGCCAUUACCAGUGGUUCCCAAGUUGUUGCUGAUCCUAUAGCCCUUGGGAACACCAUCAAUUCUGACAUACUGUGGAAUAUUAUAGGCAUAGCAAUUCCCAGUACAUCUCCAUGAAGACAAUCAUAUGGACAACCCCCCCAACAUAAAUAUUACUGUUUACUGCUAUUACUGUAUACUUAGUGCACCCUCAAAAAGACCAUUUAUGUGUCAUUCUAACUAAAAUUCACUUAUUUAACAAAACAAAUGCGCUGUACCACUUUAAUACAAACCAGACUCACCUCUCACACAGACCUCCCCUUUAAAGUGCCUCUGACAGGUUAAGAUUUAGCUGAAAAAUGUCUUAUUCUUUUCCUAUUCUGUCCAUUUUUUUAGGUUUAAAAUUUUACUUCCUAACUGGAAAUUGUGACAUCACACUAGGAAAUUUCAUAACCAUUAUCGUGAAACCAUAUUACGUAGUGGUCUAAGACUCCUUUAUGUACACAGAAAUAAUUCUUUAACAAAUAAAAAUAGAAGAAAACACCAUUUUGUUAAAAUCAUAUUUAAAGUAUCAGAAAAAAGUGUUUAUUUUUUGUAAAUUAUGACAAACUUUUAGAUGGAAUACUUCUAGUGUAAUAUCAUCAGGCCCGUCGACAGAAAUUUGGGGGCCCGGGGCAAGAAGCCUCACAUGGCCCCCCCAUAAUAUAAAUUCAUAGGAAGAGUGUGCAGUUCCGGGCCCCUAAAAAACUCUGGGGCCCAGAACAAUGGACCCCUCUGUCCCCACCAUCUACUGCCUUGUGUGUCAUCAAUAUUGAACUCUCUAAAAUACAACUCUCCACUUCUUUCCACUUCCUGUAAUUUUCAAUGUAUUUUUCAACUUUUCUUCACAAAUUGCUUCUUGAUAUGGGUAAAAUUGUUCAUAUUUACAGCACGUAUUAUCCCACCAAAUCAUCAAAACCUGUCAAUUUGUAAAGAAAAGCUGAAAAAUAUGUUGAAAAUUACAGGAAGUGAAAAGUUCUAUCAUUUCCAACCAGGAUAUAAACAUUUAAACCUAAAAAACUGCAGAAUUGGGCAAUUUUCUUUAUUAUUUUUUAGGUAAAAUCUUAAAUAUAAUGAACUUAAGUGUGCUUUAGACAAAUCAGUAGUUGAACCUGUCAGGCACUUUAACUACUUUAACUACCCAACACACACUUCUGCCUUCAGUAGGAACCUUGUAUUAGUGGUGUCAAGACUUAUAGCAAUAGUAAAUCCGGUUGCUGUUUUAGGCCUUUUUAGUCUUGAUGUAAUGGGGGUAAAUAUGACAAAAGAAAUCCAGAAACGGCCAAAUAUUAGUAAUAUGCAUGGUGGUCAGUUUUCAGUAUGAUGCGGGUUCUUCUGCCAUAUACAAUGUUCAGCUUUUGUAAUAUCUUAACAUAGUGAUGAGUGCGGACUGAGUUAUCAUAUAGUAGUCUAUGCAUGGGUUACACUUAUUCAUAAAAGACAAUUAAAUGCUGCUUUUUGCCAUCUUCUGGGAUGUCAACAUUUCAAACACAAAUUUUAGUUUAUUUAAUUUAAGCUGCGUUGUGUAACAUUUCUGGUGGAGGGUCUGUUGAAUGCUUUUCACUGUGGAGAUGUUAUUGUUUUGUCUGGAAUGUUUCACUGUAUGGCAUUAAAUCUUUUUAUCUUCAUGGAGAACAAACCUUUAUUUACAGGUCAGAUCUGUGGAUAAGCGAUCUCACUCACAGUCAGUAUGCAUGUUUCUUCUAGGUGUUUUUGAGCUGUAAAACCACCUGUAUUGUAAUAAAUAUUAGUUGGAACUGUUUAACUGUCUGGAAUGUUCCACAGUGUGACAUUAAACAGCUCUACCUUACAUUUAUUCAAUUACAGAUGGUUUUAUAACUCAAAAAUACCCAGAAAAACAAGCAUUCUGACUGUGAGUGGGGUCGCCUCUCCACAGAACUGACCUGUAAUUUGGUAGAAGAUAGAUAUGUAAUAUCAUAUACAUAUAUAUUACCAUACUGUGAAACAUUCUAGAAGAAGCAAUAACAUGUCCAUGGAGAAAAGCGUUUGAUGAACCCUCCACCAGAAAAGUUACACAAUGCACCUUUAACCGUCACCAAAAAGAUAACAUAUUUCAAAGUGUUAAAAGUUCAUUCCAUUCAAUUAAUUUGGGGAACAGAUCAUUUAAAUUUGCACGUGGAUAUGAUUUUAUGUUUUACAAAUGUACCCGUUUGUGUUGAUUUAUUUUCAUAUUGUUUGACAGGAACACUAUUUAAUAAUAAUAAUAAUCCAUAAAGUAAAGAGUGUAUAAUAUUGCCUAAAACUGUACUUUUAGGUUGUACUCUUUUUAUUAUAAUUUCUUUAUUAAAAUAUAUCCUCUAAA